UCCGAAAAGCAGUUUUCAUCGAAGGUGCUGUUGAAUGUGAUGGGAUUAACCUGACCAUUAAUUAUCCUUUCCUCACACGCAGUAAUUAAUAUUUCUCUUUGGCCAACGCUUUUCACCCCCCCAAGACACCGCCCCAAUAAUACUGUUCAUAUUUUGCAUUAAGUGCCAUCACUUUCUCCUCUCUCUCGCCAUCUUGUCUGUUCUCUUCUAUAAUUUAUAGGGUUAAUUAGAAGAAGAGAGUUGAAACUAAGACUCCACAAAGAAUACUUCUUGAGGUAAAAAGAAAGGGACCUCCUUUUUCUUGUUCUGUGAUGCUUUCUGCCUGUUCUUCUUCUGCUUUCUUGAUUGAAGAUGGGAUCAUUUGCUGUUUUCUUCUGUUGGGUAAGAAUACGAUGGUGUUCAAAUGAUUUCCUUUGUUUAAUCUCUAGUUUCAGCUGAAGGAAACAACACAGAUUUGAGAUUUUGAAGAUUCGAAUCAAACUCAAUUUUCAUACUUGCAUAUUUUCAAUUCCGGUGCAAUUUCUGGGUUGUAAUUUCCGAUAAAAAAAUGAUGAUGUUUGAGGAUAUGGGAUUUUGUGGUGAUUUUGACCUUCUUCCCUCUGCUCCCAUCAAGAAAGUAGAUGUUUGUGGUUCGGAGACAACUGAGCCAGAGCCGGUUGUGGAGGAUGAUUAUACUGAUGACGAGAUCAAUGCGGAUGAACUUGAGAGGAGGGUGUGGAGGUAUAAGAUGCGACUCAAAAGACUGAAAGAAAUGAAUAAGGGCAAAGAUGGCGUCGAUGCUUCCAAACAACAGCAAUCUCAAGAGCAGGCAAGGAGAAAGAAGAUGUCAAGGGCUCAAGACGGAAUCUUGAAAUACAUGUUGAAAAUGAUGGAAGUAUGCAAAGCUCAAGGUUUUGUUUAUGGAAUCAUUCCAGAAAAAGGAAAGCCAGUGAGUGGGGCGUCCGACAAUCUUAGGGAGUGGUGGAAGGACAAGGUGAGAUUUGAUCGUAAUGGACCGGCCGCCAUAGCAAAAUACCAAGCAGAUAAUUCAAUCCUGGGAAAGAAUGAGGGCUGUAAUCCAGUUGGUUCUGCCCCUCAUUCCCUGCAGGAGCUCCAAGAUACUACCCUUGGUUCACUGUUGUCAGCUCUGAUGCAGCACUGCGAUCCUCCUCAGAGACGGUUUCCUUUAGAGAAAGGUGUUUCUCCUCCGUGGUGGCCCACUGGGAGCGAGGAAUGGUGGCAUCAGUUGGGUCUGCCAAAGAAUCAAGGCUCUCCACCUUACAAGAAGCCUCAUGAUCUGAAAAAGGCAUGGAAGGUGGGUGUUCUAACAGCAGUAAUCAAGCACAUGUCUCCUGAUAUUGCCAAGAUUCGCAAGCUCGUUAGACAGUCCAAGUGCUUGCAGGACAAGAUGACAGCAAAGGAGAGUAUGACUUGGCUCGCUAUCAUCAACCAGGAGGAAACUUUAGCUCGAGAACUUUACCCCGACCAGUGUCCACCUUUGUCAUCGUCUGGUGGGAGCGGAACCUUUGCCAUGAAUGAUAGUGGUGAAUACGACGUUGAAGGGGUCGAUGAUGAGUCUAAAUUUGAUGUCCAAGAGCAAAAGCUGAACCCAAACCACCUCGGUUUGCUGAAUAUUGGAACGGAGAGAUUCAAUGAUAGACUUCCAGUUCAACAACAAUCUCAUGCAAUUAAGGAUGAAUUCAUCACUGACUUGGACUUCACCCGGAAGAGGAAGCCUAGCAAUGAACUGAAUGUCAUGAUGAAUGACAAAAUACAUACGUGUGAGUUCCUUCAGUGUCCUCAUAGUGAAAUCUGUCUUGGUUUUCAGGACAGAAAUUCCCGGGACAAUCAUCAACUCGCUUGUCCUUAUAGACAUUCUUCCGAAUUUGUGGUUUCGAACUUCAGCAUUGAUGAUAUCAAGCCAGCCAUGUUUUCUCAAUCUUUUGUCAAGCCGAGGCCAGCUUCUUUGCCUGGAAAUUCAAUUCCACCUUCAUUUGAUCUAUCAGGACUUGGAGUUCCAGAAGAUGGGCAAAGGAUGAUCAAUGAUCUCAUGUCUUUUUAUGAUAAUAACGUACAAGGAAACAAGAACUCAAUCACUGGGAACACCGGUGUCGUCAAAGAUCAACCUCCUCAGCAACCCAGUAUUCAUCCUCAAAAUGAUGGGUGUUUUUUGGGUCGAGGUCCUCAAGGAAUAAUGUCUGAGAAUAACCAUUUUCAAGGCUCAAAUAUGCCCAAUAAUCAUUCUAUGCAUUGUCCAGCAGCUGAUCGGUUUGACCAGUUCAAGGUUAUGAAUUCUCCUUUGAACUCCUCCCCUAACGAAAACUUCCAAGUAAUGUUCAGUUCUCCUUUCAAUAUACCAUCCACGAAUUACACCGAAACAUUUCCUGGAGUUGCAAUGGAUAACCCGCCUGAGCAGGAUGUUUCAAUUUGGUACUAAGAAGAUUGAUUGUGGACAUAAAAAUCAACUGGUCUGAAUUUGAGGUCCACAGACCUUCACACACAAUGGUCUGUCCUGAUCAGGUGGAAUUUAGCGCCUAUUAUUCUCUUAGUUAUUAUGGCAUUUUCCUUGCAAUGUACUAGUUGUAGAUGUUGAAUGGAUUAGGCAUGGUUGCAAUAAACAAGUGGGCAUAUGGUCCCCCCACCCACACCCCACCCAAGGAAUAUAAUUAUAGAUGUUACAUAAAUAAGUUUAGUUUACUUUUGAUUUGUCUGUGUUCUUGUACAAGUUUAAGGUUUGUGUCAUUGUGGUUCACUGUCUAUGGUGGCGUCUUUCAUUAAACCUGUGUGUGGUCAUUCCAUUGUAAUUGAUGUAUGACUAUAUGAGAAAUAGUAAUAUUGGUUCAUUUGGUUGGUU
Molecule: messenger RNA, 2833 nt
Organism: Olea europaea var. sylvestris
Lineage: Eukaryota; Viridiplantae; Streptophyta; Magnoliopsida; Lamiales; Oleaceae
Product: protein ETHYLENE INSENSITIVE 3-like
Exons: 2
Coding region: 548-2416 (622 amino acids)
Cellular component (GO): nucleus
Molecular function (GO): DNA-binding transcription factor activity; DNA binding
Source: RefSeq, a predicted model, not a curated record